UGCACCUGCAAUCUCACCUGAAGAUGGCGGCCAGUUGCAAUGUCGAAAUAUCGUGUCGUCCGGCCGCAUACCGGUGAAGAGCAUCAACAAGCAGUACGCCUGAAAAAUCUAGUUAAAUUCAGUACCUCUUCUGCUCCACGGCAACCCACCAAAUGCCAGGCCCGGAAACGGUGAAAGGACCAAAUAUACGUCGGCCGAUGAGACGACCAACCGAACGACCAACCAACCGUCGGCCCGCUCCAGUCUCCCUCUGUCGGACAGUUCAUGCGUGUCGCCAGCGGUCGGCGAGCACUGGCUGCCAGCGCCUCACCGGCACUCUGUCCCGACUUCACUGCUGCUGCGUCCCGACUGCACUGCUGGUCCGUCUCCAACUGUCUGCCAGACACGACGACCCGGAAAUAUUAUCAGUCGCUCCACAGAAGGUUUUGUUGAAACAUGAAGCUGACGUUAACAGUCGCAAUAUUGGCAGUCCUGCUCCUAGCAGGCGCUGAAGCUGAUACGCCAGCCAACUGCACCUACGGGGAAGUUCUGGGCACCUGGACAUUUUAUGAAGGCGCCCGCACCUUCGGCAGCUCGGUAGAUUGCUCCUCUUACGAAAUUGUUAAUGAGGAAAAAAUACAUCUGUCGUACCCGAACGUAGCUACCGACAAAUUCGGAAAUAUCGGCACAUGGACACUCAUCUACAACCAGGGCUUCGAGGUCACUGUCAACGGCCGCUCCUACUUCGCUUUCUCGUACUACGAAGUUAAUAACGACUCGUCGGUGACCAGUUACUGCGACCGGACGUUCGACGGCUGGGCCCAUGACGUCACGGUGCGACACUGGUCCUGCUUCAAUGGCCAAAAAGACGAGCAACUGCCCGCCAAGACGCACGCCGCGCCAGCCGUAGCCCUGGGACUCAAGAAAGAACUUAAGGUGACCGCUGCCGACCAGAAUCGGCUCAUCAAAGAAAUAAAUCAGGCGCAACAUCUGUGGAAAGCCAAGGCGUACAAGCAGUUCAACGGCAUGUCAUACAAGGACCUGAUGAACAUGGGAGGAGCCCAAAGCCCCUCGGCACGCCACUGGCCGGAGCCUGCCCCAGUGACGGCGGAGCAGCGGCGGCGCGCCUCCUACCUGCCCAGGCACUGGGACUGGAGGGACGUCGACGGCGUCAACUACGUGUCGCCCGUCAGGGACCAGGCAAGUUGCGGCAGUUGCUACGCCUUCGCAUCGGCUGGCAUGAUCGAGGCUCGACUCCGUAUACAGACCAACAACACCGUCCAGACGGUCUUCUCCACGCAGGACGCGGUCAGCUGCUCGCAGUUGGCCCAGGGCUGCUCAGGUGGAUUCGGCUACUUAAUAGCAGGACGUUACGGCAAGGACUAUGGACUCGUGGAAGAGUCUUGUAAUCCGUAUCAGGGAAUAGACGCACAGUGUACCACUGACAGCUCCUGCCGCAGGCAUUACGUUUCUGACUACACGUAUAUUGGAGGUUACUAUGGUGCGGGCAACGAGGUUCUCAUGCAAGAAGCACUUGUGCAGCGUGGACCUCUCGUUGUCGACUUCAUGGUGUUAAACGACUUCCGGUCCUACACUAGCGGCAUCUACAAGCACGUCGAAACAUCAGCCUCGACACGGGAAUUCAACCCCUUCGUCGAGACGAAUCAUGUUGUACUGCUGGUGGGCUAUGGUGUAGAUGAUGAGACUAAUGAGAAGUAUUGGAUAGUGAAGAACAGCUGGGGAGAGGAAUGGGGUGAAAAAGGAUACUUCAGAAUCAUUCGUGGCGUCAAUGAGGUUGGCAUUGAAAGUCUGCCUUUUGAAGCCACGCCCAUCCCUUGAGCUACUGGUGCCAAAUUUGUCACUAAAAGCAUUUACUAGCAAAUGAUUGAGCCUUUAAGUUGUGAUUCACACUGUUUUAUAUUUAUGCAGCAAAUGGUCUUUUCAAUAACAAUGUGUUCAUCUGAGAAUGUGAUAAGCAUUCAAUUGCAAAUGUGAGUUUUACACAUUCACUUUAAUUUCAAAAUCGAUGUUUUCAGUGUACUGUGGUCUUUUGUAGCUUCAAACAGAGUUUUGCUAAUUGAUGAUACAAAAGUCCAGAAACAUUAAACAUAUAUGUUUGCUGCUUGAACAUAAAAAUUACAAAAGCACCAAUAAUUAGACAAAUAAAGGAGAACAUGCCAAAGUGUUUAACAGAUGCAAAAUGUAAAAUUUAGAGGCUUCAAGUGGUAUGAGAAAAUAAAGAAUUGAUUACAAAAA
Schistocerca gregaria is the source of this 2235-nucleotide messenger RNA. Its product is annotated as dipeptidyl peptidase 1-like. Gene Ontology annotation, molecular function: cysteine-type endopeptidase activity. Lineage: Eukaryota; Metazoa; Arthropoda; Insecta; Orthoptera; Acrididae. The transcript has 11 exons. Gene Ontology annotation, cellular component: lysosome. The record is from RefSeq and is a predicted model, not a curated record. The coding region runs from base 436 to 1818 and encodes 460 amino acids.